UAGUAAUUAUCUCGCUUCAACGUGAUGAUUUUCAGGUGUCAGAGCAAAAUCUCAGCUUUUUGUUUCAGUAUCCAAAAAUUUCGACUUUAAUUUCUUCUCGUUUCAGUUUCCGACAGGUGCUGUAAAAGCUUGUAGGAUUUCUAAAUGGUUUAAUCUGUAGGUUCUUGCGUUUUAUGAUAAUUUAAGGGGUUUAUGGUAUAAAGGGUUAUCGAAUUGUUAUACAUGAUGUCCGGAUCUGAGCCGGGAAUCAUGUCGGCUAGAGAAUCUUUCGGCGUCGGUCUCCAGAAAAGUCCUGCACCUUCUCAACCUUCGGGGAUAGCCAACAUGCGAUUAGCGUUCAGUUCCGAUGGUACUGCAGUCUACAAACCUCUCAAUACCUCUCCAACAAUUUUUCAACCAAGCAGUGGAGCUGCUGCUACUGGUAGUGCUGGUGGUGGUGGCGGUGAUGGUACAACCGGCGCAAUUGUUCAGCACGGUCUUAAUAUGAACAUGGGCGAGCCGAUGAAGCGGAAGCGAGGGAGGCCCCGGAAAUAUGGUCCUGGCGGCACCAUGGCACUUGCAUUGACGCCUACGACGCCUGCUGUCCCCUCCGGUGGGUUCUCUUCUCCUUCUACAGCCACCACCACUGGUACCGCUGCUGCCUCCUCGCCGUCCUCAAUGAAGAAGGCAAGGGGUCGCCCACCAGGCUCUAGCAAGAAGCAGCAGAUGAGUGCACUUGGAUCGGCAGGGAUUGGAUUUACACCACAUGUUAUCACAGUAAAGGCUGGAGAGGAUGUGUCGUCAAAAAUAAUGUCAUUCUCCCACCAUGGUCCACGGGCUGUUUGCAUUCUUUCAGCAAAUGGUGCUAUAUCAAAUGUAACACUUCGUCAAGCAGCAACAUCUGGUGGAACUGUGACUUACGAGGGACGAUUUGAAAUCCUGUCCCUUUCUGGUUCCUUCCUGCUCUCAGAGAGUGGUGGUCAACGCAGUAGAACUGGUGGAUUGAGCGUGUCCCUAGCAGGUCCAGACGGUCGUGUUUUAGGUGGUGGUGUGGCUGGACUUCUAACAGCAGCAUCUCCUGUUCAGGUGGUUGUAGGUAGUUUUAUUGCAGAUGGCCGUAAAGAAUCAAAAUCGACGAACCAAUCAGAACCUUCUUCUGCACCACCAAAGCUUACUCCUGGUGGUGGGGCUGCAGGAGCAGGUAGCCCACAGUCACGGGGGACCUUGAGUGAAUCCUCAGGUGGUCCUGGAAGCCCUCUCAACCAAAGUACAGGCGCAUGCAAUAACAGCCACCCGCAAGGCAUGGCUAACAUGCCAUGGAAGUAGAACAAUAGAAUCUCACAGCAAUGGGCUUAUCCCGGUGUAGUAGGCAUUGGCUCCCAUGGUUUUUAUCUAAUCCCUAGUCUAAGAGACCCAUUUGUAAUCUAUAUCAGCCUUGUUCCCAUCUUCUGUAAUUUAGGUGCGCUGAGGAAGGAUUGCUGGUGACUUUCCAGGCUCAACCCAGCUGAUCCGGAAGCACAUGACAGGUAGUGAAUCACUGUGCUUCCCC
This is a messenger RNA of Telopea speciosissima, 1528 nucleotides long. Its product is annotated as AT-hook motif nuclear-localized protein 10-like. The transcript has 5 exons. Gene Ontology annotation, molecular function: minor groove of adenine-thymine-rich DNA binding. Lineage: Eukaryota; Viridiplantae; Streptophyta; Magnoliopsida; Proteales; Proteaceae. The record is from RefSeq and is a predicted model, not a curated record. The coding region runs from base 223 to 1305 and encodes 360 amino acids.